GGCUACCAGCCGAGGAGGGGUGGCCGCUUCCAGGAGAGGGGGGUUUUCUGUUGUUUCUCGUCGCCUGAAUUGUCAAAUACGUGACGGCGGCGAGCUGAAAAACAAAGAUAAAAAGCAUCAGGAGACAUGAUGCUCGCUCCCACAGAGGAGCUUCCGUCGGGCCUGUGAGUGUCGGCAGGUUUCUCACCGCCGCCUCUCCGGAGGGUUUCUGCUGUCCGAGUCCGUCCUGACCCGCGACACCGCCAGGCGAUGACAGCGGCCACAGCCACUCCGCAGGUGAUGAGAGACCGGCUGCUGCAGGCCAUCGACGGCCAGAGCAAUCAGAUAUGCAACAUGGUGGUAGUUAUGGAGGUGAUCUCUUUUUUGGAGAAAUAUCCUAUCACCAAAGAGGCACUGGAGGAAACCCGUCUUGGCAAACUCAUCAACGAUGUGCGGAAGAAAACCAAGAAUGAGGACCUAGCAAAAAGGGCCAAGAAGCUCCUGCGAAACUGGCAGAAGUUAAUUGAGCCGGGGAAGAGUGAGGUAUUGUCCAGAGGCCACACCGGUACAUCAUGGUCUUCCAACGGUGGUGCUCAUCCUUGCAUCUCCGCUCCAGCUGCCACGGCACCAUCAGGUAAAACGGGUCCAGAGCUGAAGAACAGAAAUGACUUCAACAACUGUUACUCCCCUAAGGUGGAGAAACAGAGCAACAGGAAACGUAAAGGCGACCAGAAGGAGGGACAGCUCUUACCAGCCAAGAUAACCAAAACAACUCUUAAUGAUAAAAUACAAAAUUCCAAACCGCUGCCAACCAAUGGAAUUGGCGGUAGCUCUGACAUUUGUACAGAUACGUGUGCACAUCAGCCUUUAGACAAGGAGAUAUCUGAGCCUCUGGACAAUGACAGGCCGAAUAAAAUCCCUGUCAACGCUGUAAAACCUCAUCCAAGUGCCCCGGGAUACAGCAAGCCAUCUAGCACUUCUUUGUUGAAAAAAUCAGUUCUGCAGCAGCAAGCCAGACUGGAGCAAGCUGCCUCUGGGGGGCAGUAUCGACCCAGAAGCCCUCGCCAUUCCCUGCACAGUCCUCAAACCCCAAAGCAGGAAGCGGUCGUCAAACACACUGCACCACAAGCACAGAGUAUUUCUAGCCCCACCGUGAGACCUGGGUCUGUGGACACCUCUGGGCUAGGGCCUUCCUCUCAGCCUUUAAAUGUUUGUGUUCAGGGUUUGCACACUGACGGUUCAUGGUCUGCAGAUUUGGACUCUCAAAGCAGGCCUCCUAAUGCACCUCUUCACAACUCAAAUGCCUCCUCCUGCAGUGAUGGGGUCAGUUUGGAAGAUGAUGGUGUUUUUAGCAAUACAGAUAAAAGGAAAAGACAGAAAUACAGGCCUAAGGACUAUGUGGUAAAUUUAGACAGACAGACUGUAGAUGACGGCACUAAACCUGUCAGGUUAAAAGACAGGAGACUGACAUUUAACCCUGUAACGGGGCAGAUCAAAUCCUCCUUUCAUAAGGAGUCUUCCCAGGAGGAAGAGGUCAGGCUGGACCACAGACCUGAGCCCCAGUGGACAGAACAGGCGAAGCAGAAUCCACAGGUUCCUCCCAGUCCCUUCCAGCAGACGGACUGGAAAGAGCUGUCGAGGAGCGAAAUCAUCCAGUCAUACCUUAGCCAGCAAAGCAACGUGCUGACAUCAUCAGGCGCCAACACUCCUGGUGCACACUUUUUCAUGACAGAGUACUUGAAAAAAGAUGAACACCGAAGUAAAGAAGACAAGAAAACACACGUGUUGGUAUCAGAACCCCCAGCCAGGGAUUUACCAGGGGUUAAAAGAGAGGUCAACAACGAAGACCUGAACAGAUUACACACAGAGCACUGGUCUGGGGUUAACGGUUGCUAUGACACAAAGGGUAAUUGGUACAACUGGACGCAGUGCAUCUCCUUAGACCCUCAUGGAGACGAGAGCAGGUUGAACAUACUGCCGUACGUCUGUCUGGAUUGAAACUGUGGUCUCGUUUCUGAAUGGGAAGGUGUAAGUUUCCUUCAGUGUGCAGCGGCACAACUCUGGGUUUAUGAAGACACUUCAUCAAAGUGUAAACUGCUGUUUUGCACUAUUGUUGAAAAUGGAAUCAAUGCGUGGGUAUGGACAGAGGGUGUAAUCAGUGUUUUUUUAUGAGUUUUUGAACCUUGUGUGAGGACAGCGUGAAGGGGAAAGGCUAUGCAUUUAUCUGCCCAUUAAGUUGGCGAUGCUCAGUAAGUGAACAGUUGAGUUUUCCAGGCAGACAAAAGACCAGCUCCAAUACCUGCCAUCCUUUGUAUGGGAGAGAACAUCACACCACACUGCACAGCCACAUUUGUAAUCUUAUGUUAUCUCGCUUAUCGAUAAGCACAUGCCUCGUGGAAUGUGACUAUAUUGAAUUUUCACACAUUCUUUAAGAUUUCAGUCAAAGACUAUGACUCUAUUAACUUGUAUCAUCUUUCAAUAGAGUAGUAAGCUACAUAAUCAGAGCAGACAUCCAACAGAAACAUUUCAUGAUGAGGUCAUGUAUCGCCAUGCUGAAAUCCAUAAAAAGGUAAUAGAAGCAGUUGAAGUUAAGCAGCUAUCCUUUUGGAGCUAUCCUCAUCACUAUUCUAUUAAAGGGUAGGUUCACAGUUUUUUCCAAGUCUGUCUUAAUACAAUACUCACAUGCCUACAUGUUUAUAUAAGAGUUUUUGGUAGCUGUAAUUGUUCCUCCUGUCCAUACUGGCCGUCAAGAAAUCCCUUGCGAUCACGAUUGUGUCCCCGUGGACGGUUUUUUAUUUGCUGAGGUUUGGUAGAGGGAUAGAAACACAAUUACAUUUUGUACUAAAAACACUGUAAAUUGGGAACACUCACCUCAUUGGUCUCUUCCAUUGGAAGCAUGUUAGAAAAGUGGCACUUCAUGGCCAGUAUGGACAUUAUGGAUGAUAACUGGGAAUAAAAACGGUUUCAUGGUAAAUUUGGGCACGUGAGGAUUGUUUCAAGACAGACUUGGGGGGAAAAAAGUGAACCUAUCUUUUAAAUGUGCUGUGAAAAACGUCUAUCGCUCCCUCUCUUAGAGCCGCUGUUCUAAUAUUGCACGACUGCCUCAUACAUGACUUUUAGCAGAAAUAUUAACAAACAAAUCAGUUUUAAAACAGUAGAUUUUUUUUUUUUCUUGUGUUGUGAGGUUUGAGUUCUGUUUAAAUAAAGUGACAUUAAACUGCCGGAUGUGACUGUGCAGUUUGAGAUGAGAGAAAGUGAAGCUUGUAUAGGGCUACGAGAGGGUUGGCUGUCAUGUAUGAUAUUUAUUCACAUUUACAUAUUAAUUUUAAGAUUUACAUACAUGUUCUGACUACACUAAACCAUUUUUCUCUGUUCAGACUAAAUCAGUGAUGCAGUGGCGACAUUCCAAACUUUCCCUGCUGAUACACCAACCUACCUUACACAGGAAAACUCUCCAAAAUGACACAUUUUGAUAAUGUGAACUAAUUUUAUUUUAUACUUGCCUUUUCUUUUUACUGUGUAUUUAGGUUGUAAAAAUAUGAAUUUAAGAUGGCAGAGCAGAUCAUGCUACUAGGUUGCAUCUUUGUACUGUCAGGAAGAACUGAAAUAUAAAUUGACAUGCUGGAUAAAGUACUUAAUAUCAUUCCUUUUAGAUAUUGUUUGCCUUAUGGAAACCUGUGUUUUCCCUAAAGACAGAGCCUUAGUGAAUGUACAGAAAUUAGCCUUUUGUGUUCAGUUGAAUGCAGAAGAGAACAUAUUUGCUACUUAGUCCUUUAAGUGGACAUGUUAUGUGUUAAUAAAAAAACUGCAAGAAUUGUGAA
Thunnus maccoyii (southern bluefin tuna) is the source of this 3800-nucleotide messenger RNA. RefSeq names its product mediator of RNA polymerase II transcription subunit 26-like. The transcript has 3 exons. Bases 250 to 1977 code for a protein of 575 amino acids. Gene Ontology annotation, biological process: positive regulation of gene expression; regulation of transcription by RNA polymerase II. The record is from RefSeq and is a predicted model, not a curated record. NCBI's taxonomy places the organism in Eukaryota, Metazoa, Chordata, Actinopteri, Scombriformes, Scombridae. Gene Ontology annotation, molecular function: transcription coregulator activity. Gene Ontology annotation, cellular component: mediator complex; core mediator complex; nucleus.